Molecule: messenger RNA, 585 nt
Organism: Hydatigera taeniaeformis
Lineage: Eukaryota; Metazoa; Platyhelminthes; Cestoda; Cyclophyllidea; Taeniidae
Source: the annotation of a GenBank genome assembly
AUGCCGUCCGCGCAUUUGGAGUCACUUGCUUUUGCAAAAAUUAUUUUGCAUGUUUCCAAAUAUCCCCAUGCUGCUGUCAAUGGAGUUCUUUUGGGUGACAUUGUUGGUGGAAUGCUUGUUAUUCAUGAUUGUAUUCCCCUUUUCCAUGGAUUUCUUACUCUAACUCCAAUGCUGGAAGUCGCUCUUACACAAAUUGAAGCCUACUGCGACUCCUUGAACUGGAAAAUAUGUGGCUAUUAUCAGGCGAAUGAGGCACUUAAUUCUAACGAGUUGAACCCAGUUGCCACUCGAAUUGGGGACAAGAUCUUCGAAAACUGCGGGCAGGGUAACAUAAUAAUCGUUCGUAAUGACCGUUUGCGUGCUCUCUCAUCUGAAACCUUUUCGCUGUACUGCAGGCGUGAUGGUAAUUGGCAUGAGUCCUCUCGUCCUUCAGUGGAACAGUCUGCCGCUGAAUUUGUCAAACCUUUCUUGGAUGAGACCAUCAUAGAGGGCUUUGCAGACUUCGAUAAUCACCUGGACAAUGUUCGAAUGGAUUGGCGGAACAUGGACUUCUUUCACGAGAAUGAAAUCGAUAAGGUUAAAUAA